Molecule: messenger RNA, 1157 nt
Organism: Sinocyclocheilus rhinocerous
Lineage: Eukaryota; Metazoa; Chordata; Actinopteri; Cypriniformes; Cyprinidae
Gene: mafk
Product: v-maf avian musculoaponeurotic fibrosarcoma oncogene homolog K
Exons: 3
Coding region: 183-656 (157 amino acids)
Biological process (GO): regulation of transcription by RNA polymerase II
Cellular component (GO): nucleus
Molecular function (GO): RNA polymerase II cis-regulatory region sequence-specific DNA binding; DNA-binding transcription factor activity, RNA polymerase II-specific
Source: RefSeq, a predicted model, not a curated record
GCACAGAGUGGAAUGUUGAUACAUUGUUGUUGUUUUGUAGUUAAUUUAGUUCAGGGAAACAUUUCGCUUCGGUUGCAGGACGCGAGGCAAGGCUCGACCUGUUGAUUCCAGGACACUUCUCAGACAUUCUGCGCAUCCCGUUCACAAGACAGAUUUUUGAGGAGUUCUGACUAGCUGCUUGUAUGCAGGGCAUGACGACUCAUGUUAAAGCGGACAAAGCUUUAAAGGUCAAGAAGGAGGUGGGUGAGAAUGCCCCGGCGCUCAGUGAUGACGAGCUGGUGGCCAUGUCGGUGCGGGAGCUCAACCAGCACCUCCGCGGGCUGACAAAGGAAGACAUGGUCCGACUGAAGCAGCGGCGGCGCACACUAAAGAACCGCGGUUACGCUGCCAGCUGCCGCAUCAAGCGCGUCACGCAGAAAGAGGAGCUUGAACGUCAAAAAACAGAGCUGCAACAAGAAGUGGACAAACUGGCUCGUGAAAACGCCAGCAUGCGACUGGAGCUGGAUGCGCUUCGUGCUAAGUACGAGGCCCUGCAGUGCUUUGCCCGGACUGUCACGCGCGGGCCUCCCGGUAAGGUGGCCACCACCAGCGUCAUCACUAUUGUCAAGUCUGCCCAUCACAGCGCCAGCUCCGCCCCGUUUUCGGCGCCCUCGUAGUGCUGAUUGACAGCGCCUGCCCAACUCCUUCUGGUCCAAUCCGGCUCUGAACCUAGACUGGCCCGCGGGCCUCCGCUCGACCCACACUGAGAGGAAGCUCAGUGGUCAGACUGAGGGGAGGGUGGAGGCCUUAACCUGCGUGACUACAACAGGCUGCAUCUAUUUUUUUCACUUCUCUCUCUUUUACACACUCACAAAACACACAUACAUACAAAAACACAUCUAUAUUGUCUGUGCACUGUGCUAUAACCUCCGGCACCGGCAGGGCACAUUGACCGCUCUUUCAACUUCACCACAGGCUGAGACUUAGCAGAGAUGAGCACUUGUUAAAGUGUGAGAUAGUACUUGACUUAACCUGCCAUGGCAGCACUGGUUCGACAGCUAUGAUGCCCGUGACUUAUUGCAUAUGCACCAGAAACGAAAAUGAAUAAUGUAUCAUUAUAGGACGUAAAUAUUUAUUCAUAUUAAUAUUGUAAACAUACACUACCGUUCAAAAGUUUG